Molecule: messenger RNA, 3446 nt
Organism: Durio zibethinus
Lineage: Eukaryota; Viridiplantae; Streptophyta; Magnoliopsida; Malvales; Malvaceae
Source: RefSeq, a predicted model, not a curated record
CAAAUCACCGGUCUAACGUCUAAUCAUAUCUUCUUUUCUUCUUUUUUUUCUCUCCAGCAGUGAAACUCGAACCACGAAAGGAACAAAAACAAUAUAAAAAGCCCCGCCUAAGCACAAGCCAAAAUCCAGGCCAAGCCAAAAGAUAAGAGAAAAAACAAAAGAGAAGUGAAGGGUCUCUUGUGAGUCGAGGAGUCCCGUCGAAUCGGCCAAAACACUCCAAGGCACCCAUAAAAUAGUGCAAAGAAACUCUCACUUACCCCCUACCCCCCCGAGCUCCAUUUCCUUUUCCUUUUCUUUUCUUUCCUUUUCCAUUCCAUUCUCUCCCCCCAAUCACUAUCAACCAAACAACAAAGUUUGGCGUUAAUUUCCAGCUCUCCCUUCCGUCGUUUUCCCUCCGUAAAAAAGAAAAGAAAAACAGUUUCCCUUUGUCCCUCAUUUUUACGAAACCAACUCUCCUUUCUCUCUUUAUCCGUUUUCAGUUAAACUGUUUGUUUGUUUUCUUCCUAUGGAAGUUUUAGUUUCAGAUCUGAUUUACUUCAAAGAAAAAACAGGAGUCCAAGAAUUUCAAUUGAUUUAGAGAUUUUAAAGCUGUUUGGUUAGGGUUUUGAAGCGAUGCUUGGAUCGGAAAUGGAGACUAGAAUGAAGAAAUAUCGACAAGUGAGUCCAGAAAGAGCCAAAGUUUGGACUGAGAAAUCGCCGAAGUACUAUCAACAUAACCGUAAAGUUCCUGUUGUUUAUUAUCUCUGUAGAAAUCGUCAGCUUGAACAUCCUCAUUUCAUUGAAGUUCCUCUCUCUUCUCCUGACGGCCUCUAUUUGAGAGAUGUGAUUGAGAGGCUUAACAAUCUUAGAGGCAGAGGAAUGGCAUCUUUGUAUUCUUGGUCUUGCAAGAGAAGCUAUAGGAAUGGAUUUGUGUGGCAUGAUCUUUCUGAAGAUGAUUUAAUUCUUCCUGCCCAUGGAAAUGAAUACAUUCUCAAAGGCUCCGAAUUAUUCGAAGAAUCUAGCUCAGAUCGUUUUAGUCCUGUUGGGAAUAGCAUUAGAUUGCAAAAUCUUAAGCAAUUACCUGAACUGCCAUCUUCUUCUAGAAGUCAAGAUGAUUCUUCGACGUCUUCCAGUAUGAACGGAAAGAGAACAAAGCAUUCUCAGGAUGAUGAAUUCUCUUCUCCAGUUAAUCGUCCAACUCCUGGCUCCUCUGGUGCGUCACCGGAGUCUAGAUACGGAAAGAAUUCUUCCUGGGGUUGUUCGCUUAGCUUGACUGAGUAUAAGGUUUAUAAGAGUGAUGGGUUAUCAGAUGCUUCUACACAGACUGAGGAAAACACGAUCAGACCUAAGACACGGGAAACUUGUACAAGGGGCGUUUCAACUGAUGAUGGGUCAUUAGAACCCGAAUGCAAUGCAAAUUUCCAAAACCAGGUCCCUAACCCUUGUGCAAAAGAUAGCAAUGAGAUAUGCAGGAAUUCAGGUUCUCCUCCAUCCACUUCUAGUGCAUCGUCUUCAGGAGGGAAAACUGAAACGUUAGAAUCUUUAAUCCGAGCUGAUGCAAGUAAAAUCAAUAGUUUUAGGAUUCUUGAAGAGGAAGAAAUUCGAAUGCCAACCAAUGCAAGGCUCAAGGCAACAAGCAUGUUGAUGCAGUUGAUCUCAUGCGGGUCCAUAUCUGUGAAAGAUAAUAGUUUUGGCCUUGUUCCAACCUACAGACCUAGGUUUUCACAUUCAAAAUGUUCAUCACCAUUAUUCUCUACUUCAAUCAUGUUAGGAGAGCUUGAUUGCUUAUCAGAGAAUCCAAGGCUGAUGGGCCUGAGAUUGGAAGACAAAGAAUAUUUCAGUGGCAGCUUGAUUGAGGCAAAAAUGGUCAAAGAAGAAGGAGAUGAACAGACCACUCUGAAACGUUCUUCUUCAUACAAUGCUGAUAGGGAUUGUAAGGAGCUAGAUUCAGCUGAAGACAAAGAAGAUUUGAAUUCAGGACGUACAAAAUGCAUCCCACGCUCUAUCAAGGCUUCACUAAGCAAGCAACCAAGAAGUGAGUCUAUGAGAUCUCCUGUUUCUGAAAAACCAAGAAACUCCUCUGAUGGAAUCGAUAACUCACGCUCUGUACUGAGUAGCAUAUCGAAUGGUGGUAGUAAAAGAAUCACAGAGCCCAUUCCCGGUAAAAAACAAUCAAAAAGGUUGGAUUCAUUCAGAGAAGAGAAGGUGAUCAAAAUUGAAGAAAGGCUUGCUUCAGGAGCUCGGGUUAUAAUCCAAUCCAAGGCUCCUUGUGAUACAAUUGUUGGUUGCUCCUAAGUCUGAGGGGAGCAUGUUAAAGGUCAGGUCAGGCAAAUGGAUACCUUCUCGGAUCCUUUUGGAAAAGCUUGUUCAACAUAAAGCUACUUGUUUUUUCCAAUUUGGUUUGAAUUUCAAAUGAUGUUUAGAUAUAUUGGGGGGUCCAAUGUGAUGAUUCUGUAAAUCGGGAAAAGCUAUAAAAAGCAUAAAAGAGAAAGGUAGAUAUCACUCCUGAUGCUGGAGUAAAUUUUUGGUUCAGCUUUCUUAUAUGAGAUUUUGCUUUUAUGUAACUGCAGUUGCAAUUUCAUCAUCCUUUUGCAUUCCUUCUUUUAUUUUCACCCCCAAUAACAUUUUUCCUUCUUGCUGCUGCUGCAAAUGAUACAAAAAGUGCACUGAUUACGCUGAUGUCUCCGGAUAUUCUGCUCUGGGCGUAUAGCAUAAAUCCAACAUUGGAGGUAAAAUUUUCUUGAAUGUGACGCAGUUUUGCUUCCUUCGAUGCGAUUGUAAUGAUCAAAAUUAUACAACUAUUGUUACCUUUUUACCUAUAAGCUAGGCUUCGUUUGAAAAUGAAGCGUAAGAUUGGGAACUUGGAAUCCUAUGUGGUUCACUUCAGGUUGACCCUGAAUGUCAGAUUAAAAAGCCUUUUUUUACUCAAAAAAGGUCACAGAAAAAAGUACGUUGCCCACCUCCAACAGCUUCGGUGUUGAGCCUCGAGCGGCAUUGCCACUCUGUCUACCUAUUGAUAUCAGUAGAUUGACCGAAGACUCUACAAUUGGCAAUGCUAGGAUUAGUGGGACCAUUAAAUUUUUAAUUAGUUAGUAUUUAUUGGUAACAAAAAGUGUUUUGAGGCCUUUGUCUUAGACAUUGUAGGGUACAUGAUGAUCCAAUAGCAAAAAUUCUUUGAGCAACAUUAUUUGACCAAAAUAUUCCACUCAUGUGAGUGGCUUAUGGGAGUUGGGAGACAAUGAGGGCAAUCUCAUACAAUGUUCAAAAUUUGUCGAAUGAACAAAGACACUCGCAAAAAUCAGCCAUUUUGUUAAAUUUUAAUUUUUUUUAAAAAUCCGACAAAUUGGAUUCGGUUUAGAACAAAGUGACUGGAGGCAAUGGUGCAUGGGCUGCCUAAAAGCUAAAUUCACGUGCCAAGACAAAAUUUAAUGUGGUUCACGGAGUUUAACCUCAUAGUGAGAGGCAGA